AUGGUAGUAGGAAAAAUGAAAACUUUGUCGUUAAUUCUUCCACCAGCCCUCAUAGUCUUUGUCUCCUGCUUGGAACCAGUACCAAAUUUUAUUGGAAGAUGUGAUAUAAACCUUCCGAGUUUCAACCAGUGUCUAUCAGAUGCCAUUGAACGUGCCAUCAUACAGAUGAAAGAGCCAAUACCCGACUACGAUCUCCCAGUAAUCGAUCCUUUCAAGCCAGGACAUACUGCCGCAUAUGGAAACUCGAAAACCGGUCUUCGACAAACCUAUAGCAACGCUGAAAUUUUUGGAUUUACGAACAUCAAUUCGACUAACGCUACAUUCAGUCCUGCGUCGGAAAUUUUGGCUAUAAAUGUUACUUUCAAUGAUAUUGUUGCAACGUUUGAUUAUAGACUACGUGGCAGGUUUGUCACCAUCCCUGUGGACGUGCUAAGUCGAAAUAGUAGUGUUCAUUUAGUUGAACCAACAUUUCAACUAAUAUUCUACUUGCAAGAAGUUCGAAGAAAUGGUACCGUGUAUUUUAGAGCGGUCAACAGUACGUUGAAGAUGGUACCGAAGGAAGCUAUAUUUAAUUACACGGGGAUAUUUGAUAACCAAUUCGAGAAUGAUGCUCUAAACGCCAGAGUUAACCAAAAUGGAAACGAAGCUGUCGACUACCUGCAAGGACUAUUUCCGAAUUAUUUUACGGUGGAUUUUCUAAAGUGGUUUAAUAACGUUUUAGAAGAAGUACCAGCGAAGAGCUUUUUUGUUUAA
Molecule: messenger RNA, 753 nt
Organism: Zophobas morio
Lineage: Eukaryota; Metazoa; Arthropoda; Insecta; Coleoptera; Tenebrionidae
Exons: 4
Coding region: 1-753 (250 amino acids)
Source: RefSeq, a predicted model, not a curated record